This is a messenger RNA of Drosophila arizonae, 2048 nucleotides long. RefSeq names its product Dietary and metabolic glutamate transporter (gene dmGlut). NCBI's taxonomy places the organism in Eukaryota, Metazoa, Arthropoda, Insecta, Diptera, Drosophilidae. Gene Ontology annotation, cellular component: membrane. Gene Ontology annotation, molecular function: transmembrane transporter activity. Gene Ontology annotation, biological process: transmembrane transport; monoatomic anion transport. The record is from RefSeq and is a predicted model, not a curated record.
UGUGCGCCGAGGAUCUGUGCGACAAAGUGUGAAUAAUUAUUGUUUUCGCCGUAGCGAAAAGCGUAAUCCGUAACCGUGGCGAAGGAAUUGUCCAAUUUGUUAACAUUACAACAGAACACGGCUGAGAUGACACAACAACCGCAAUGGGGCAUAAGUUUAUCAAAGUACUUUGUGUUGCCACAACGUGUGAUAUUGGCCAUAAUGGGCUUUCUGGCCAUCCUGAAUGCCUAUACGAUGCGCGUCUGUCUCUCUCAGGCCAUCACGGUGCUCGUCAUCAAGAAGAACAGCUCGGAAUCUGAAGACGGCGGCUCUGCGAUCUGUGAAGCCGAUGAUUUGGAUAAUGGCGCCUCCUCCGAUAGCGGUAUAUACGAUUGGUCCGAGGAGCUGCAGGGCCUGAUUCUGUCCUCGUUCUACAUUGGCUACAUUGUCACCCAUGUGCCCGGCGGUCUGCUCGCCGAGAAGUUUGGCGGCAAAUGGACUCUCGGCCUGGGCAUUCUAUCGACGGCUGUCUUCACGAUGCUCACCCCGCUGGCCAUUGAGCAGGGCGGCUCCGACUGGCUGAUUGUGACGCGUGUCCUGAUGGGCCUGGGCGAGGGCACCACAUUCCCCGCAUUGAGUGUCCUGCUGGCUGCCUGGGUGCCAGCCAACGAGCGUGGCAAGCUGGGCGCCUUGGUCCUGGGCGGUGGUCAGGUGGGCACCAUUAUGGGCAACCUGCUAUCGGGCGUCUUCCUCGACGAGUUCGAAUGGCCAUUUGUCUUCUACUUCUUUGGCGGUCUUGGCGUCAUUUGGUUUGUCAUCUUCAUCUUCCUCUGCUUCAGCGAUCCCAUGAGCCAUCCGUUUAUCAAGCCCUCGGAACGCGAAUAUCUGAGCAAGGAGAUUGGAACAAUUGGUCGUAACGAUAAUCUGCCGCCGACACCCUGGAAAGCCAUCCUCACCAAUCUGCCGAUGUUUGCGCUGGUCUGCGCUCAGAUCGGUCACGAUUGGGGCUUCUAUAUCAUGGUGACGGAUUUGCCCAAGUAUAUGGCCGAUGUGCUGCAGUUCUCGAUCAAGGCCAACGGCCUGUACUCCUCCCUGCCCUACGUGAUGAUGUGGAUCGUGUCGGUGGGCAGCGGCUUUGUGGCCGAUUGGAUGAUUCGUCGUGGCAUCAUGAAUACGACCAACACGCGUAAGGUGAUGACUGGACUGGCCGCCUUCGGUCCAGCCAUCUUCAUGGUGGGCGCUUCCUAUGCCGACUGCGAUCGUGUCCUUGUCGUUGUCCUCUUCACCAUCUGCAUGGGCCUGAUGGGCGCCUACUAUGCGGGCAUGAAGCUCAGUCCCCUGGACAUGAGUCCCAACUAUGCUGGCACCUUGAUGGCCAUCACGAACGGAAUUGGAGCGAUAACGGGCGUGGUGACGCCCUACCUGGUGGGCGUGAUGACACCAAAUGCCACGCUGCUCGAAUGGCGCACCGUCUUCUGGGUGGCCUUUGCCGUACUCUUCAUCACGGCCAUCAUCUACUGCAUUUGGGCGUCCGGCGAAGUGCAGCCCUUCAACGAUGCAAUCAUCGAGCCACGCAACGUCGACUUCGAGGCCGAGGAACGUAAGCCGCAGCCCAAAUUGAAGGCCCUGGAGCAGAGCUCCUAGAUCCAAUCAGAUCCAAAGUGCCAUAGCCUAAAUGCUCCAAACCAUGUGCGUGUGAUGUUUUCGUCCACCUGUUGAAUUUCGAGAAUUUUGUUGUUAUGGAACCGCCAGAAGACAUUGUUAAUGUGCGAUUCUCUAUUGCAAUUGCUAGUUUUAUAGUAUGCCAAAAUGUCGGCCCCCAGUGCGCUGUCUAACUAAGUAUAUAUAUACAUGUAUGUCUAUAUCUAUUGUAAGUUAUAAGAUUUUAGCUGCAGUUAUGGCCCCCCCAAAAACCUCCCUAGUCCCAGUCCCUUGUAACUUAUGCCUGUUAUACGUAGGAUAGAUUUGCAAUCCAAUCACCCGUCCCAGCCGCCCACCUCCCACCAGCACCUGCAGCAAUUUACUCUCUUAAUUAUUAUUUAGUAUUUAAACGCAACAGCAAAAAAAAU